Messenger RNA from Helianthus annuus (common sunflower), 801 nucleotides. RefSeq lists its product as uncharacterized. The record is from RefSeq and is a predicted model, not a curated record. Lineage: Eukaryota; Viridiplantae; Streptophyta; Magnoliopsida; Asterales; Asteraceae. The coding region runs from base 1 to 801 and encodes 266 amino acids. The transcript has a single exon.
AUGCGUCUAAAUACUGAGGAUAUCCACAAUAUAGCUGUGGAAGUGGCUAAGGUAAUGAAGAAUGCACAAACCGGUAAUGUUAACCAAUCUGGAGAACAACAUGAAGAAAGCUCAGCAGCCUCCACGCCAGUACAAAGGGAAGGAAUGGGCGAAAGGAAAAACACUAUUGCAACCAUGCCACUAGAAGGAAAAGGUGAAUAUUCCAAAUCAAAGGAAUCUACUUAUAAGCACUUCAUGUCCUGUAAACCUCAGUCCUUUGACGGAAGAAAGGGAGCACUAGAAGCUCAAGACUGGCUCAACAGAAUGGAGUCAGUAUUAGACAUAUGUGAGUGUGAUGACCGUAACAAAGUACGGUUUGCCGUACAUAUGUUUGAAGCUGAAGCCCUUCACUGGUGGAACAUAGUGGUCCGAACAGAGGGAAAAGAAAAGGUUAAAGAGAUGAAGUGGGAGGAGUUUAUUCAUAAGUUUCUUGCUAAGUAUUGUCCUCCCAGUGAGAUUGAGCAACUGGAAGUGGAAUUCUUUCAGUUAAAAAUGGGAAAUAAAACCUAUCGAGAGUAUGUUUCUCAUUUCAACGACAUAUCUCGACUGGUUUCUUAUUUAGCAUUAACUGAGGAACAACUAAUCAAUAGGUUUAUUUGGGGUCUACCCUCUGAAAUGAGGGUGUUUAUCAAAUCCAAAUCCCUCAAGACUUUUGCAGAAACUGUUGAGGCUGGUGCCGUCAUGGCUGCCGAGAUGAUUCUGCGGCAGGCUGAAUCUCCCGCACCAAAAAGGAAGUGGGUAGAAAGAAAGGGGGACACCUGA